Molecule: messenger RNA, 9228 nt
Organism: Hemicordylus capensis (graceful crag lizard)
Lineage: Eukaryota; Metazoa; Chordata; Lepidosauria; Squamata; Cordylidae
Gene: KMT2B
Product: lysine methyltransferase 2B
Exons: 37
Coding region: 29-8605 (2858 amino acids)
Biological process (GO): positive regulation of DNA-templated transcription
Cellular component (GO): histone methyltransferase complex; nucleus
Molecular function (GO): histone H3K4 methyltransferase activity; DNA binding; zinc ion binding
Source: RefSeq, a predicted model, not a curated record
CCGGCCGGGCCCUCCCCCCUUCCCUCCAAUGCUCAGCUGCCUGCCGAGGGACUCGGUUUCCCAAGCUGCCCCGCGCUCGGGCCUAGGCUCUGGUGGGGAUUGUUAUUGUGGCGGCCCGGCCCCCCUGGACUCCUCUCAGUGUUUAAAGAUGGCGGCGGCAGCGGCUGCUGCGGGAGGCGGCGGCAGCGGCUCCUCCUGGGCCCCGGUGCCGCGCGGCCGCUUCCCGGGACGGCCCGGCGGCUGCCGCGCGCGGGGCGCGGGGGCCGGGAGUCGCGCGCGGGUCUCCCUGCUGGCGCCGCAGCUCUUGCUCUGGGCCGCCGCUGGGGACGGAGAGCGGAGCGCGGCGGGGGACACCACCCUGGGGAGCCUCCUGGGCCUGGGCCGGGGCCUGCGCCGCCUGCAGGGCCUGCUGGGUGACAGCAGCGAGGGCGAAGAAGAGGAGCCGGAAGAGUUCCUGGGCUUCCGUUCAGAAGAUGACGCCUCUCAGAGCUCUCUGCGUGCUGCCCUACGGUCUAAAAGAGGAGUGGCGGUACCAGCACGUGGCAGGAGGAAGAGGACCCUUGCUGAAGAUGCCCAUUCCAAGAGGCUGGCCAAGCAGAAGGCUGCGGAGUCCCAGCGGGAACGGAUGGUGAAGGCCUUGGCAGAGCUGCUUCAGAGUGCCAAGGGCUCUCCAGCAAGGGUGAGGAGGCUGCCGGCUUCUGGCCCCAAAGCGGGCAGGAUGCUUCCCGAGCAGACUAAACCAGCCGCAGAAGCUGAUGACGCCACACUCUCUCCUGCCCUUCCUUCACAAAGGAAGAAGAACCUCAACUCGGUUGUGAUACGCAGGCCCCGAGGUCGGCCACGGGGCUCCUUCAAAAACAAACGCACAGCAACUCCUGGGCCUUCUCAUGAAAGCAUCCAGGUUCCGUGUCCCAACCCAGAACCCGAGAGCAGCACUCAGUUGCCCUCACCAUGCCCAGUUGUCAGUCCAUCCCCGCCACCUCCAGAGCCUCCAAAGAAACCCUCACUCAUCCUGAAGUUCUUUUCCAAGGCCAAGCGGCACAAGUCCGGCCAGUUGGUGGUGACCCAUGUCCGGCUAAAGGGCCCUGGCAACAGGAGGGGCCGCAAGAGGAAAUGGAGCGUUGUGCCGAGGAAGAAAGGCUCCCCGCUUCCCUCCCGAUCUGUCUCUGAAUCGGACACCCCUUUAGUGGAAUCGGAUACGUCGCCUCUGGAUCCAGAACAGAAAGAAGAGGCUUCUGCUCUGGAGUCGGAGCCAGAGGUUCUUGCCCCAGGCCCAGAACCACAACCAGAACUUUUUGUCCCAAAGGCAGAGCUGCAACCAGAGAUGGUUGCUCAGGAAGCUGAGCAACAGCCAGAGACUCUUUCCUUGAAACUGGAGGCAUCUGAGCCCGAACCGGCGGUUCCAGCCUCGGCAGGGAGUAUCUCUGCUUCACCCAACAGGAUGUCCUGGAAACAGGAGCAGCCGCAGGUGUGCCCCCAGAGUGAUGAGACAUCGGUUCUUUCAGAGGGAAGGCCGCCUAGCCGGACCCAUUCCACACGGGCACGAUGUUCGAGGCGGGGGCGUCGGCGACUACCCCUCGGCUCUACCCGGCGGGUGGCCACUCGACAGUUACCAGCCAAAGGCAGGGAGGAGGUGGGGGCAGCUGCGCCGCAUCCUGGUGGCCUCGGCUCCGAGGAGACUCCAGCUCACAAGGCCACCUUCCUGAAGAACAUCCGUCAGUUUAUCAUGCCAGUGGUGAGCGCCCGUUCGUCGCGCCUCAUUCGGACCCCCCGCCGCUUUAUGGACGAGAUUCCACAGAAGACGCCCAAGUCUGCUGAAAGUCCUGCCUCCGAAGGGCCUUGCCCGGACAAGCAAGAGACGCCCCUGUCACUGCAGGCAACCUACCUGCAGCAGACCCUCCCAACCCCUGCCUCUCCUGAUAAAGGUACCUCUAGAGCCCCAUCGCCCCCACCUUCCCCUAGUGUGCCCCACACAAGUUCCUCUGCUCCUGCCCUGCCUGAAAAGCGCCGCUCUAUCCUCCGAGAGCCUACCUUCCGCUGGACCUCACUGAGCCCCACUUCAACCCCCAAGGAUAUGGGCAAGGCCCUCUUCCAUCUUCCUUGCGAAGAGCCACCUUCUUUGCCCAGUAGUCCAGCUCCGACCUCUCUGCUCCCAACCAAGCGAACCCCGCUGUUGCGGGCCCCGCAGUUCACACCCAGCGAGGCACACCUUAAGAUCUACGAAUCGCUGACUGUGUCCCCGGAGGAGUCUGAGCCGGCCUCUGCUUGCCCUGAGGUCAGGAGGGACCCCCCAACACCACAGCAGGAGGCGUCCGCCCUCCCUUAUGAGCCAGUGGUGACCCGCAGUGGCAAGAGGCUUUUGGGGAGGACAAAUCACCUUGCCCUGCCUCUCUUUACAGAGGCGCCUCGACCACCCGGGGCCCAGGGCAAAGAGCUGAUCACCAUGGAGGAUGUCAACUCUCCUGGUGUGGUACACAAGGUGGCCAUCCGAAGGGUUCUGCCCCCAGCAGUCUGCAUGGAGGAGGAGGCGGCAGCUGACAGCUCGGUCAGCGAGGCGGAGCCAGCUAGCCCCUGCUCGGAAGAGCUGAAACCCCCUCCAGAGAUUCUGAAGCCCACCCUGACCCAGUUAUCAAGCAUGGAUAAAGUCUACAGCCUACUUACUCGUGCCAAGGUCCAGCUCAUCAAGAUUGACCAGCAAAAGCAGUUCAAAUUUAUUCCGGGGUGUCAUACCAUCAAGGCUGACGCUUUUGACAUUCCAAAGGCCCAGAGCGAGCAGGAGGCAACUUCUGAACCCAAAGCAGCAGGAGAAGACAGGAAGGAGGCCAGAAAACAGGGCCAGGAGUCUCCAGUCCAGGGCCCCCGCAUCAAGCACGUGUGCCGGCAUGCCUCGGUGGCCUUGGGCCAGUCUCGGGCCAUGGUGCCAGAGGAUGUGCCCCGCCUCAGCGCCCUGCCGCUACGGGAGAGGGAGGAGAUUGCCGCGUCGCCCACCAUAGAAGAGACCUCCUCUGCCUCGGAAAGCGAGAGCGGCCACCAGAAGCAGGUGAAGGCGGACGCCGCGGUCAAAGCCGUGCCUCCCCCUGUGCGCCGCCACGUCUCCCACCACCAUGUCAAGAAGAACCGGAUGACUCGCUGUGGGAAAUGCAAGGGUUGCUUGAAGCUUCAGGACUGUGGGGAGUGCAUCAACUGCCUCGACAAGCCAAAGUUUGGGGGGCCAAACACCAAGAAGCAGUGCUGCGUGUAUCGGAAGUGCGACAAGAUUGAAGCGCGGCGGGUGGAGCGGCUGUCUAAAAAAGGCCGCACUGUGGUGAAGACCAUUGUUCCCUGGGAUUCGGAGGAUUCCCAGGAGGAGUUCCCAGCCCCCUGGGAGGUGAUGCUGGGGGCCACCGAGACGGCAGAACAAGACUCCUUGCUGCAACGCAAAUCGGCCCGGCGCUGUGUCAAACAGAGACCCUCCUAUGACAUCUUCGAAUCUUCGGACUCGGAGGACGCUGAGCCGGCGUCUGGGUCAGCCACACAUCGCCGGAAAUCCUCCCGGGAUUCGGAUCUGCUUCCCAUGGACUCCGAAGAGCAGAGUCGGCCCCGCAGAACCCCUCUCCAGCCUGUGGUGCAGCUCAAGGCCAGAAAGAGGCCGGAGAAGGACAUUCCCUCUUCUGGUGCUCUCCCGUCUAUCUCCAAUGGCUGGAACGGGAAACAGAAAUCCACAGAUGGUAUCCACCGGCUCAGAGUUGAUUUCAAGGAGGACUGUGACCUGGAGAAUGUCUGGCUGAUGGGCGGCCUCAGCAUCCUCACCUCGGUGCCCGUCUCCACACAGCUGGUGUGCCUGCUCUGUGCCAGCAAGGGCUUCCAUCAGUUUGUGUUCUGCCAGGUGUGCUGCGACCCCUUCCAUGUCUUCUGCCUGGAGGAGGACGAACAGCCUCUGCCCGAGCAGGAGGAGAGCUGGUGUUGCCGCCGCUGCAAAUUCUGCCACGUCUGCGGCCGCAAAAACAAGGCUUCCAAGCACCUGCUGGAGUGUGAGCGCUGCCGGAACUGCUACCACCUGGCUUGUCUCGGGCCCAACUAUCCCACGAAACCCUUCCGUAAGAGGAAGGGCUGGAUCUGUUCGGCCUGCAUCCGCUGCAAGAGUUGUGGGGCGGCUCCAGGGAAGAACUGGGACACAGAGUGGUCUAGUGACUACAGCUUGUGCUCUGCCUGCUCAGUGCUGUACAAUAAAGGUAACUACUGCCCAAUCUGCUUGCACUGCUAUGAAGACAAUGACUACGAGAGCAAGAUGAUGCAGUGCGCAAAGUGUGAUCACUGGGUUCACGCCAAGUGUGAGGGCCUCUCAGACGAGGGCUACGAGAUCCUGUCCAACUUGCCCGAAAGUGUCGUCUACGCUUGCCGGCCUUGCUGUGGCAGCGACAAAGCCAAGUGGCGCGACGUCCUCGGCUCGGAGCUGCGCAAGGGUCUCCGGCAGGUGCUCCAGGGGCUGCAGGGUGCCAAGUGUGCUGCCUCCUUGCUGCAGUGUGCACAGUGCUGCCCGGAUGAUGGCGUCAAGGUCCACCUGCGUCCCUGUGACCUGCGGACUGUCGGCAAGCUCUUCGAACAGGGCCACUACUCCUCCGUGCACAGCUUCCAUGAGGACUUGGUGGGAGUCCUGUUGGGGCACCUGGAGGAGGGCCAGGCGAGCCUGACCGCCAAGGCACUCUACAUUGAGCUGAUGGGCAAGUUCUUCAGCUGGUUUGAUGCUCAGGAUGCAAAGCACUGGACGCGCAGCAGCACCCUCCCCAACGGCAUGCUUCCCAAUGCUGUCUUACCUCCCUCCUCCGACCACAUCUACGCUCAGUGGAGGCAACCGGAGGAGCGCAGCCCAGCUGCCAACAGUCAUCUGACUUCCAGCUCUGAGAAGAUGGCUGGGAAAGAGGUGGAGCCUGCUGUGCUGCAGCAGCCAUUGGCUGAGCCAGAGGACAAGAGGCAGUGUGCCCUGUGCCUCCAGUACGGCGACGCCCCCUCCAAGGAUGCAGGGAGGCUGCUGUACAUCGGCCAAAAUGAGUGGACGCAUGUCAACUGUGCCAUCUGGUCCGCGGAGGUCUUUGAGGAGAAUGACGGCUCCCUGAAGAAUGUGCAUGCUGCUGUGGCCCGGGGCCGGCAAAUGCGCUGUGAGCACUGCCAGCGCACGGGAGCCACUGUCGGCUGCUGCCUCUCUGCGUGUCUCAGCAACUACCACUUCAUGUGCGCCCGCCUCUGCCACUGCACCUUCCAGGAUGACAAGAAAGUCUUCUGCCAGAAGCACGUUGACCUCCUGGAUGGGACGGAGAUUGUUGCCGAAGACGGGUUUGACGUCCUGCGCCGGGUCUAUGUUGACUUUGAGGGUAUCAGUUUUAAGAGGAAAUUCAUGGUGGGCCUAGAGCCAGACACGAUCAACAUGAUGAUAGGCUCGAUGAAGAUCGACAGCCUGGGGAUGCUGACGGAUUUGUCGGAGUGUGAGGGCCGCCUCUUUCCCGUAGGCUACCAAUGUUCCCGAACAUAUUGGAGCACGGUGGAUGCCCGCAAGCGGUGCUGGUAUAAGUGUCGCGUCCUGGAGUAUCGGCCGAAGCUGAGCCAGGAGGAGCCAGACGCGUUGGGGGUGCAGGAAGAGAACCACACCAUUGUGCACAGCCCUGCUGCUCCGGCAGAUUCUAGCCUCGGGGAUAAGCAGCUCCUGGAAGUGCCCCCUUCCGUGCCACCGCCGGAGCGCCACUCUCCUGCACAGAAUCCGGGGCCUCUGCCGCCCCCAGAGCCCGCCACCUCCAAGCCCAAAUCUCUCUCUGGAGCCCGCAUCAAAGUGCCCAACUACUCCCCCACUCGGCGACCCAUAAGUGGGGUCUCAUCCCGCCCGCUGCCCUCUCCUGGAAGCACGUCCUCCAUGUCCCAUCACAUUUUGACUGUGGGUGACCCAGACUUCCCCCCUCCACGCCGUGCCCAACGCCUCAGCCCCCUAUCGCCUAGCAGCGCCCCCCGCACACGCCGCUCCUCCCUCCCGCCCCAAGUCACUGCUAACAGGACGAGUCCCCCCCGCACCACACUCAGGGCAAUGCCGCCUCUCCCGGACGACCCCCCAGCUGGGAGUGGCUUCAGGCACACGUCUACCUCAGCCGGGCCGGACGGGCAGCGGCCCCCACCUACCUCACCCCCUCCCUCGCCCCCAGCCGUGCCGCCAGAGCUGGCUUUUGAGCUCAACGUCUCCGACUUGGAGUUUGACGACAGUCUUCUCGACGAGCCCUUCCAGGAGGAGGAGCUGGGGGGGCCCCGGACGUGCCCCUCGCCCAGCCUGGGGCUGCCUCAGUUGGAUGGCCUGGGCGACGCCGAGAGCGAAGAGGAAGGAGAGGCCGGCCGCUACUUCCGCUUCCCCCGCACGGUGGUGACCCGGGAGCCGCCCCUGCCCUCCUACUCGUUGGACCUCCCCCUGCCCCACAUCCACCAGCUGGACGGCAUAGAUGACGGCACGGACAGCGAGGCUGACUCCGCCGGGGGUCACCCGUCCACCAAGGGCAAGCAGGCCGAGCCGAGGGGAGAGCGAGAGCUGGCUGGCCCCGCUCCCGUCCCCGCUCCUGAGGACUUGCCUUCGGACAUCGUGGACUUUGUGCUGAAGAACAUGGAUGCCCCCGAGAGCAAGGCCCCGUUUCCCUCCUGCCUCAGCCGGACAUCUCCCCCGCUCCCUCUGCCCCUGCCCCCUCUCUCUGCCAGUCUUAAUGGCACCGAGCCAGCCCACCCCAGCCCCCUUCCAGAGCCAGCCCCAACCCUAACCCUCAGCUGUGCCCCGGUGCCAGGCAACCCUGAGGUGAAGGUGUUGGGGGCCGAGGGGCAGGUUCCAGGCUCCCGCAUCAUCCUUGUGAACAAGCUGGGGCAGGUCUGUGUGAAAGUGCAGGGUAAGGAAGGCGGGUUGAACGCUCAGGAUGGGGAGCAGGCCUCCAGCUGCAACGCCAAACCCAACCCGCUCCUGGCACAGCCCCCGCCCGCCCCCAACCUCGGCACGGUGAUCUUGCGGGCCCCUCUGGGACUGGCUUCCAGCCCUUUGCCCACCUGGACCAUCCGAGGGCCAGUGCUCAGCAUGGUGCCCAUGAUGAACGUCGUGGGCGCUGCGCCCCAGGCUGCCGGCGGGCAGUUGGCCCUGGGCCCCCCGGCUCUGGUGACGCCCUCCUUGGGGCUCCCGCAGACAUGUCUCCUGCAGCCCGUGGCGGUGAAUUCGGGGAUGCUGAGCCUCCCGGGCUUGGUGUCCUUGCCUGGCCCGCGACAGGCCAUCCGUAUCAAGAGGGUCUCCACCUUUGUGGGGAACGUGCCUCCCAAGAAGGCCAAGCUGGAUGGGGUCAACGAGGAGGAACCGUCGCCUCUGUUGCCCCCGGGGACUCCAGAUCACUUGGUUAACAACUGCCUCUCCGGCAGCCUGGUAGGCUCUGGCAUCGGGAGGGUGCGGAUAAAGACUCCUACAGCAAAGGGAGUCCUGGAUCUGGAUGCACUCAAAGAUGAGGCAGGCACUGUUGGCGAGAACGAGCUGUCCCCGAUGGAACAUCCCCCUUCCUUGGCAGCAUUGCACUCCCGGCCUGGCACCCCAGAGCAGAACCAAGAGCCUCUGCUGGAACCAGUAUGGCACAGAUAUGCAGGGGAUCUCUCCAGCUCGGAUGAGGACAGCCUGAACCAGGAAGACAAAGAGAACGAGAUGCCCCGCAAAACGCAGCCCCAUCUGUGCUUCGAGAUCACCAGCGAGGAUGGCUUCAACGUGCAGGCUGACAGCAUUGAUGGUGCCUGGAAAGCAGUGAUUGAGAAGGUGCAGGAGGCCCGCACCAACGCCCGGCUCAAGCACUUGUCCUUUGCAGGCAUGAAUGGAGUGCGGAUGCUGGGGAUGCACCACGAUGCCAUCAUCUUCCUGGUGGAGCAGCUAUAUGGCGCCAAGGCCUGCCACAAGUACAAGUUCCGGUACCACCAGCAUGAAGGCGAAGAGGAGGAACUGCCCCUCAACCCUCACGGCUGCGCUCGGGCCGAAGUUUACGUCAGGAAAUGCACUUUUGACAUGUUCAACUUUCUGGCAUCCCAACAUCGCGUGCUUCCCGAGGGAGGUCCCUAUGAUGAAGAGGAGGAUGAGGUGCAGCUCAAAUCUACCAGGCGAGCCACAAGCCUGGAGCUGCCCAUGGCCAUGCGUUUUCGGCACCUAAAGAAAACCUCCAAGGAAGCUGUGGGCGUGUACAGGUCAGCCAUCCACGGCCGUGGCUUGUUCUGUAAGCGCAACAUCGACGCAGGCGAGAUGGUGAUUGAGUACUCUGGCAUAGUCAUCCGUUCUGUGCUUACAGACAAGCGUGAGAAAUACUAUGACAGCAAGGGCAUUGGCUGCUACAUGUUCCGCAUCGAUGACUUUGACGUGGUGGACGCCACCAUGCACGGCAACGCCGCCCGCUUCAUCAACCACUCCUGCGAGCCCAACUGCUACUCGCGCGUCAUCCAUGUGGAGGGCCAGAAACACAUUGUCAUUUUUGCCCUGAGGCGCAUCUUUCGAGGCGAGGAACUCACCUACGACUACAAGUUCCCCAUCGAGGACGCCGGCAGCAAGCUGCCUUGCAACUGUGGAGCCAAACGCUGCCGGCGCUUCCUCAACUGAGGACUCGUGCUGGGCCCAGUUUCUCAGACCUGUACCCUAACCCAGCUCCCCUUCCCUGAUAUCGCGGCAUGGCAAGGGGCGCGGGGGACUUGACCUCAUCAUCAUACCUUUCCAGGUGGGCUGCUGCUGCAGCGUGACUCAUCCCUUUUAGUUCUUUGAGGUGUGCAGGAGACUCAUCUCCAAGGAGCAUCAGUGAUGCCCAUUUUGUGUGGGAAGAGAGGAAGCUCGUGGCAGUGGCCUUGUUGUCUGAGUCCAUGGCUUGAACUUAUGACAAGCAGAAACAUGGGGCAAGUGUGGGAAGGGUGAUCCCCAGACCCCUUGUUUGUGCCCAUCUGCUUCAUAAUCUUGAUUUUUUUUUUUUUUGGUUGCCCCCUUGUGGGGUGAGAGCAUUUUCUUUAAUUUUUGUAUUUUUGAAUUUUGUGAAUUCCCCCCUGCUUAGGAUCUCUCUUUAAAGGAAAAAAAAAAAAACCUCAUCAAACCCAGGAGGAUGUAAAUAUUUGUACAAAUUUCUAAACCUGUUUAUUUUCUAUGCACUUUUUUAUUUAAGAUGCUCAGUCAGCUGAGACGGUAAAGGGUUGGAUUCUUGUUGGUAUAAUUUUAAAUAAAAUGCGAUUUUGACAUGA